AGAACCGUGGAGGAUUUCAACCAGUUCUGCACCUUCGUUUUGGCCUACGCAGGGUACAUCCCCUACCCUGAGGAGCAAACCAAACGGAAGAAACCGCCAGCAAAGAAACUUAUUUUGGAGCAGGAGGUGGAAAAGAAGGUGCUGCUGAGUGGGGGAAAGAGCUUUGAGGCAGAGCAGGUUGGGGUGAAGGAGCUGGCUGCACUGGAGGGACAGCUGCCACCCGUGAAAGAGCAGCACUUGGAGCCUUCUCUCAACCCAGCUGGAGACACCCAGCCCAACUCCCUCCUGGAGAAGCUGAUGAAGGAGGAGAAAGACUGGAUGCAUGAAGCACAGGGGACUGAGAAGCCAUCAGGAGAUGAUCCUCAGCUACAGGAGCAAGACUCUUCCUCUGGAGGGAGGAAGAGCCCCAGUUCUUGUAGUACCUUGGACCAAAGCGAAGGGGAAGAUGCAAGCAGAGGGAGCUCCCAGCUUAGCGCAGUCGAAUUUGUGGCAGCUCCCAACACCAAAUCAGAAGAUGACGAUGCCUGGGAUCUGAUCACUUGCUUCUGCCUCAAGCCCUUCGCGGGGAGGCCCAUGAUCGAAUGUAACGAAUGCGCUACCUGGAUCCACCUCUCUUGUGCCAAGAUCCGCAAAUCCAACGUGCCUGAGGUUUUCAUCUGCCAGCGGUGCCGCGAUGCCAAGCAGGAGAUUCGCCGCUCGAACCGAGCUCGGACGGUGCCCCGCAAGCGCUUCUGUGACUGA
Apaloderma vittatum (bar-tailed trogon) is the source of this 741-nucleotide messenger RNA. RefSeq names its product PHD finger protein 13-like. Gene Ontology annotation, molecular function: chromatin binding. The record is from RefSeq and is a predicted model, not a curated record. The annotation marks the transcript as partial. Lineage: Eukaryota; Metazoa; Chordata; Aves; Trogoniformes; Trogonidae. Gene Ontology annotation, biological process: mitotic chromosome condensation. The transcript is spliced from 4 exons.